GUCAUGCACCGCUCGUGCUCCGGUGUGGCCGCACACUCGUCAUGAUGGCCUCUGGCCGCCUCUGGCUGACCCGGGGGUUGCUGGCGGGGCUGCGGCGGCCGACGCUCGUCGUGCGCGCGGCCUGCGCCGCCGCGAACCUCGGCCGCCCUCCCCCGCCCUUUUCUGGGCCCAGCCGUGGACGCCCGCUGAGCCUGUCAGCGGCCGCCAUAGUGGACGCGGCGCCCCGCCCCCUGCAGCCCUAUCUGCGCCUGAUGCGGCUGGACAAACCCAUUGGAACCUGGUUGUUGUAUUUGCCAUGUACCUGGAGUAUUGGCUUGGCAGCAGAGCCAGGAUGUUUUCCAGACUGGUAUAUGUUGUCCCUUUUUGGCACUGGAGCUAUUCUGAUGCGGGGAGCCGGCUGUACAAUUAAUGAUAUGUGGGAUCAGGACUAUGAUAAAAAGGUUACAAGAACAGCAAAUCGACCAAUAGCUGCUGGAGAUAUUUCAACUUUUCAGUCUCUGGUUUUCCUUGGAGGACAGCUGAGCUUGGCACUGUGUGUACUCCUGUGUCUAAAUUAUUACAGUAUAGCCCUGGGAGCAGCAUCAUUGUCUCUGGUGGUCAUUUAUCCUCUGAUGAAAAGAAUUACUUAUUGGCCACAGUUAGCAUUGGGACUGACUUUUAACUGGGGAGCAUUGCUUGGAUGGUCUGCCAUCAAAGGCUCUUGUGAUGUGUCUGUUUGCCUACCUCUUUAUCUCUCUGGAGUUAUGUGGACAUUAAUAUAUGAUACUAUCUAUGCCCAUCAGGACAAAAAAGAUGAUGCCCUGAUUGGUCUCAAAUCCACUGCACUUCGGUUCAAGGAAGACACCAAGCAGUGGCUAAGUGGCUUCAGUGCUGUCAUGCUGAGUGGGCUGACUCUGGCUGGCCUAAAUUGUGACCAGACCAUCCCCUACUAUGCUGCCGUGGCGGCCAUCGGCGCUCACUUGACCCACCAGAUUUAUACUCUGGACAUCCACAAACCCGAGGACUGUUGGGACAAGUUCAUCUCCAAUCGAACAAUAGGAAUCAUGCUUUUCAUAGGGAUUAUACUUGGAAACUUAUUGAAAGAAAAGAAGCCAAAGGGGUCAAAGGAAAAUGGAGACCGCACUUUAGGCAAUUAACAAAUGAAGUUUAGGAACAUUUCAAACUAGGAACUGCAAAACUUUCUCUCAUUUUGUUAUGAGAAAACUAGUUUGAAUACUAAUCAAAGUGAAAAUGAUUGACAGAUGACUCUUCCAGGCCAUCAUCCAGGAUUCCUAGAUUAAACAGUUUUGAUAGCAAAAUUCACUCCAUCUCAGGUAUUAGCAGGUUCUCAACUCUUUUACAGCUGGGUGUAAUCCUGACUCUUUAGAUGAUCCUGUUGUCGUCUGCAUGAGACUUUACCUUUAAAAUUAUUGGAAUUGUAUAAACUUUAGCACCUUUUUAGAAUUGUGAUGAGUAUCUCAUCCAAAAGGAAUGUAUUUUGGAAAAUAUACUCUUUUUAGAGAAAAUAAAAGCUG
Messenger RNA from Sarcophilus harrisii (Tasmanian devil), 1514 nucleotides. It is a transcript of the gene COQ2, whose product is annotated as coenzyme Q2, polyprenyltransferase. The transcript is spliced from 7 exons. Gene Ontology annotation, cellular component: mitochondrial inner membrane. Lineage: Eukaryota; Metazoa; Chordata; Mammalia; Dasyuromorphia; Dasyuridae. The record is from RefSeq and is a predicted model, not a curated record. Gene Ontology annotation, biological process: ubiquinone biosynthetic process. The coding region runs from base 42 to 1136 and encodes 364 amino acids.